AUGCUACCGCAAAAAGACAAUCAAUCACUUACUUAUGGAGACGCGGACAAUAAUGAUCCCAAAAGAUCCACAGCUGUUUCUAAUAACGCAAAAGAUAAAUAUCUAACCGAGUUCAAUGCGCCAGUUACUAGUGAAAUAACCCUAUUAGCAAAAGCCGCAGAUGAUGAUAGCAGUGAACCAAAUGACAGUGAUUCAUCAAAUAAUGUUCCAUUAACUCAACGAAGAAAUAAUCGAAACAGUGGAUCAGAACAGCUACAAUCAGUCUUGCUGACUGGAACAUAUAAUAUUCAGUCGAAUAACAAAAAAAGGCAAGAGCAGGUGUCAGAAGAACAGUCUGCACACGUUGCAAAACGGACACGUCGCCCAAAGACAAAGCAUUAUUCAAAGAUGAUUAAAUGGCUAACAAUGACGUUUCACGAGCUGAAUCGACAUUUUACACGUUUUUGGGUUCAUCAUCGACACAUUUUUUCCUGUAUACAUCUCUGCUCAACUGCAUUUAUAACUGACGGCUUUCAAAAGCCGAGCAUUUAUAUUUGUUCAAACCACAAUUGGAGUGUGGUUAGCGAGGAACUCGGCUUCAUUCAGCUCGGUUGCGCAAAUAGUCCAGUUGCAAAACCACGGCAACGAACCAAUCCAAACGACGUCUGUGGUGAAAGAAGCCAAGGAGAACCACCAACAUGUCAAGAAUGCCGUGACAUCGGAAUUACGUCCUCAAGAAAUGAUGGAGAAUAUAUUCAAGAUUUUACCUGUAAUGUCGAUCGUCUGCCUCGUAUG
This is a messenger RNA of Didymodactylos carnosus, 774 nucleotides long. The record is from the annotation of a GenBank genome assembly. NCBI's taxonomy places the organism in Eukaryota, Metazoa, Rotifera, Eurotatoria, Philodinida, Philodinidae.